Molecule: messenger RNA, 1707 nt
Organism: Entrophospora sp. SA101
Lineage: Eukaryota; Fungi; Glomeromycota; Glomeromycetes; Entrophosporales; Entrophosporaceae
Source: the annotation of a GenBank genome assembly
AUGGAACUAAUUGAACUAAUUCCAAUAGAACCAAUCAUAACAAUUGAUAACAAAAGUGAAACAGACAAUACUGUUGUCAGUGACGAUAAACAAGACCAGAAAUCUGAAGAAGUUGUUGAAGUAAGCAAUGGGCGAUCUAGACCAAGAGAAUCAAAAGGAAAACAAAAGGAAGAUCAAAGCGAUGAUGAAAAAGAUCCUGUAAAAGCCUUUUUAGAAAAAUGGAAAUUUGAAGAUCCUGGAAUAUGUUGUGUGUGUCUUGAAGGCGCAACUGCCGAAGAAAAUAUGUUAGUGUAUUGUGAUGGCCAGGAAUAUCCUUGGUACUGUGACAAAUGUCUUGCAAAACCAUCUGAAGUGGUGUCAUGUAUUUUAUGUCCAAAAAAAACUGGAGCAUUUCGUAGAUUGCAGGAAGAAGAAGGCUUCAAAACAGAUGCGUGGGUCCAUUUAGUUUGUGCCUUAUGGAUGCCAGGAAUGUGGAUAGCCAAUACUCAAGGAUUAAAUGAGUGCUCUAUCAUUAGUGUUGAAAAGACAAAUUGGAUAAAGGAUUGUUGUAUAUGUCCUAAAGAACUUGCUAGUCAAGGUGCGACUGUUCAUUGUGAUGCAGGCGGCUGUAAAAAUUGGAUACAUGUAACUUGUGCUCAAUCUUAUAAUCUUUUGGAAUAUGAGGAUGAUUCUGAAAUGUCAGAUCCUUAUUUUGUUUAUUGUAAAGAACAUUGUUCACAAGCUGGCACUGUUCGUUUAAAUGAAUGGGAAAGGUGGAUUUUAAAACGUGAUAAAUUUUUAGACAAUGUUAGGUCUGAAGAGUUACAAAAAAGAAACAAUAAACUCACAAGUGAGUUAAUAGAUCAAGGAAAAAUACUCAGGGAAAUUUUUGAAGAUAAUUAUUCUGAAUACCAGAAACGUCGAGAAAAACAAAUAGUCAAACUUAGAAAAAACGUUGCUCAGCUAUAUUCAGAGUAUAAAGGAGAUAAGGACAAGAUAAGUAGAGGGGAGGAGCAAAUUGAAUCCUUGGAACAAAAAAAAAGGACUGUAAAAUCAGAAACAAUCGAAUUAGCAAAUUAUUUAAACAGAUUAAGAUUUAGAGUAAAAGCUUUUGUUGAAAAGAUGAUUAAAAAAGAUGCAGAUGAUAGCAAUAUCAUUAAUAAUAAUGUUGAGAUAAAACAAUAUACUGAAUGCUCAACUUACAAAGAAGCAGAAAGACAAAUAAGAGAUGGAUUAAUAGAAAAGUCAAUGAUUGAAAUUCAACGAUUAUUGGCUAAAUUGCCAAAUUCAAUAUCAGAUUGGAAUAAUAAUAAUGUGGAAGAAGCAAAAACAAUUAAUAUUAAAAAGUUAGAUAUUGAAGAAAUUGAAACAUUAGGAUUAGAUAAUGCUCAAAAAAUUCUUGUUCAAAGACAAAAGGAACGUAAACAAAAAGGUAAAAAGGGUAAAAAAACUACAACAACCGCUACUAAUAAUGGCAAAAGUAAAACACCCAAGAAAAAUCUUAAGGUUUCAAGAACUACUUCAACAUCUUCAAAUAAUGGAUCUGAAGCAUUUGAUACACCAUCAAGAGUAAUUGUGGCCGAUGAAGAUGAUCUUAAUGAUUCUGCAAUUGAUGUUGUUCCUGACAUCAUAUAUUACGAUAAUAACAAAAGAUUCAUAUCAAAUAAUGACGCGUCUUUUACCAAACAAGGCACAGCAAAUAAAAUUGUUAAAAUAAUUAUUCCCUGA